Messenger RNA from Haliotis rubra (blacklip abalone), 3418 nucleotides. Its product is annotated as tripartite motif-containing protein 2-like. The transcript has 3 exons. The record is from RefSeq and is a predicted model, not a curated record. Gene Ontology annotation, molecular function: zinc ion binding; protein binding. The coding region runs from base 229 to 2190 and encodes 653 amino acids. NCBI's taxonomy places the organism in Eukaryota, Metazoa, Mollusca, Gastropoda, Lepetellida, Haliotidae.
UAUAAGACGGUGACACUAAAUCUUAAAAUCGGGACCCUUGACAUUCAGAGCGAGUUCAAAGCACAACCACUCAUUCGACAUCACUCGUCCUUUUCCGUAACAUGCAAACAGCUUGUCCCUGAACGACCCGAGUUCGUCCGGAAGGAACCACGUCCGCUAACAUGUAGUAUCUAUCUCGCCUGGUGCUCAGUUUCCCUCUACACCGGUUACCUAGCUGUCUCAGGAGAGAUGGCGACCUCCCAGAAGUUGACCGAACACUUCUUGACAUGCACCAUAUGUACAGAGGUGUUUGACAAGCCCUGUACACUUGUGUGUAAUCACACCUUCUGUCGGAAAUGUGUCGUCAACUACACCAAAACCAGACCAGAAGCCAUCAGUGCCAAGUCCCUCCUGUGUCCAUUCUGCAGGAAGAUGACGAAAGUGUUUGACCCCGAGAGACCAGUGGAGGAGUGGGCGGAUGACGUCAAACCAAGCUUCGUCAUCCAGGGACUGUUGGACUCAUUUGGGCCUGGAUCUAAAGAUACAACUAACUGCAGUUAUUGUAAGGAGGAAGGGGAGACAACCCCAGCUACAUCUUGGUGUUCUGUUUGUGACGACGCACUGUGUGAACGAUGUACCCGGAUGCACCAACGAAUCCCCUCUUCCCGUCACCAUGACGUAGUUGACCUGUCUGUAGAGGCAAAGGUCAAGGUGAAUAGAAAGGUCAUGUGUAAAGUUCACAAGGACGAGAAUAUCAAAUAUCUUUGUAAAGAUUGUAAAACAGCUGUUUGUCAAACAUGCUGCACGAUCCAUCACAGGAAAUGUGACAUGGUUGUUGAAAUUGAGUCAGAGAUUACUGCAAUGAAAACCGAGCUGAAAAGGAAUAAAGAGAAUUUGUUAAAGAAACACGAUGAGAUGAAAACAUAUGUUGGAAAACAAAACUCCAGGGUGAAAGAAGAAUUGGCGCUUCCCCUAAAAAUAGAAUCAAACAUCAAGUCUGCAAGUCUCACAGUAAUAGAGGUUAUCAAAGUCAAGGAACGGAAACUUCUGUCUGAACUGAAAGAGAUGUCUGACAGACACAUUGGACAACUGAAGGCAGACAUAAAGUCAGGUGAGAUGUCAGUACAGAUGUACCAACAACAGACUGAGCUGAUAGACCAGGCUCUACAGUCUGAGUGUGACAUGGAUGUGUAUGAGAUGUAUCAGGGAUGUAAGGCCGGUGAUGUGGAGGCUGUCGGAGUCGUAGAGGUGAAGGAGAAGGGAAGAAUAGACAGGAUAACAUUCAGACAGGACACGGACAAGCUGAGUAGAGCACUGGAAGAUCUCCAUCUGGGUGAGAUACACGUCCAGUAUGACAGGACUAUGUUACAGGACACCAUUACCGUGCUGGACCUGAAGGCUACCCCUGUGUUACAGGACACCAUUGCUGUGAGAGUAGCAGGAGAUGCAGGUGGAGGAAACCCCAUUGACGUAACAAUGUUAGAGGUGAAUGGUAUAGACACAGUGGUAGUUACAGAAAACAACAAAAGUGUCAAGUCCUUUUACACCAGUAACAGUCAACCUGGUCACAGCAAGCUCAGUCUGAGAGGUAGACCAUGGGGUAUAACAAGGCUGAAACACAACCAGGUGGCUGUCACUCUGCCGAAAACCAAGCAGAUUGUAAUAGUUGAAGUGAACCCUGACCUGGUGCUGCUGUCGACCAUCAAAACCAGCAAACAGUACUUGGGUAUAACGUCUCUGACACCAUCCACAAUAGCAGCAAGUUCCGAGUCCCCUCCCUGUGUUGAUAUCCUGGAUAUGUCGGGACACGUGCUGAAGUCAGUUUGUUCUGGUCACAGAGGUGGAGACAUCUUAAAGUAUCCCUACUUCCUCUGUACCACGAGGACAGGAAACAUCCUGGUGUCUGAUGGUGGAACCAAGUGUGUCGUGUGUCUGACUCCCGAGGGAGAUGUGGUGUUCAACUACGGACCUACAGUAUACACAGCACUGAAGUAUCCACGUGGUAUCACAUGUACCAACACAGGCGAGAUCCUGGUGGCAGACAACUCACUACACAGAGUCAUCCAUCUGACAGAGUCAGGACAGUUUGUUAGAAACAUACUGAUAUCACAGGAUGGUGUCCACCUUCCAUGGGGACUGUGUGUUGGUGGGCGUGGUCGUAUGUACUUGUGUACAUUAAAUGCAGUGAAGGUAUUUACAUUCUGUAAUUGAGUGAACAGGUCACAGUCCUAUUUUAGAUUAAAUAUAGUUUACUUGGAGGGAUAUGAUGUGAUGCACUGUAGGAACAUUCCUGUCUGAAACACAAUUUUACUCUUUAGUUUAAUCUCAUUGUCUGAACAUUGUACUGAUUACUGUGUGAAUUGUUUUUGUCACAAUGUGGCUGAAAUACUCAUUUUGUGACACACUCACUCAGUGUUUCUUAAUCACUCUGACAAAUCAUCCAUGACUUUUGAUUUGAAUAUGACGAAUCAAACCAGUUUUAGAAGGACUAACAUUGGUAUGCAAUGGGGGUUAGUGGGGUAGCCCAAUUGUUUAUGCGGUGGAUCGUCACGCCGAAGUCCUGGGUUCGAUUCUCCAGAUGGGUACACUGUGUGACCCACAUUUCUGGUGUCCGUCGCCUUGAUAUAGCUGGAAUAUUGCUAAAAGCGGAAUAAAACCACUCUCGCAUUGUAAUGUAAUGUAAUGUAAUGUAAUGUAAUGUAAAUCUAAGUAAAUGUGAUGUGAUGUGAUGUAAUGUAAAUAGCCCGUACUUGUAUUUUCUAUUCAGAUAUAUUGUCUCAAUGAGACCAUGUGGUUCAUAUAUACUGGACAAAAUAUGUUAGGGAUAGAGGUAUUUUUAUGAUUGAUAUUUUAUCAGUGUGUCAAUGAGAAACUGGAUCAUUAGGUAAAAAGUAGUUAUACUGACUGUUUAAAGGUUUUAAAAAAAAAUAUUCAUUGACAUGUGAAUUUGACAAAUGUUGUUACUCUCUUCAGAAGAGACAGAUUGUGUAAUUUGCAUUGCAGGGCAGUAAUCCUUGUGCACACCUUUCACGAGCUUAUACACGUUACUGAUCACAUUUAUAGCUAGGAAAGUACCACUAUUGUCGAUACACAAGCAGCCAAACUUGCCUGAGCAUGAAGUCAGUGUUUAGCAGACGUUGUGACCAACCGAUCACUAAUCAUAUACAGUGAACUUUUGCACACCUAAACAUUAGAUACAUGGAUUGCUUUGCCAACUCGUGACGUGUUGUGAUACAUACAGCUCCAGCGUUGCAGCGGAGCGGGUCCAUUUGAUUGACUAAAUAAAUGAAUGGUUAAAGGAAGAUAAAUCGCAAUGAGAUAUUUAUGAAGCGUGAUAAAAUUCUGCGAACGAAUGAAUAUUUAAUCACAGUGAGUUCGGUGGUAUUUCACUAUUUGUUACGAGGGAGGAGUACAGAGAAAGGGACAGCCAGGCGUUAGA